UUCCAUCCACGUCCUAGUUUUCUCCCAUAUGUCUCUCUUUUUCGGAAAGAAUAUUAUUCAUUUGAUCACUUGUACUUAAAUAUAAAUCAGCUAUAUAUAUAUAGAGAGAGAUCUCCCCAUGCACGUACCCAUUUGUAUAGCAAAAUGGAUGAAAGAUACUUCUGCUACUUUGGCCUUGUUUAUCUUGUUGUUUUGGCUUCUACCACCCUCGUAGGUUCUGCUUACAGCUGUGGUCCGAUAGAGGCUGACGACAAGGAUCGACUUCAGUUUGCUCUCAACUUAGAAUACUCUGAAGCAGAAUUCUUCUGCUACGGUUCACGUGGUCACGGGCUUGAUUCUAUUGAACCGGCUUUAGCCAAUGGUGGUCCUCCUCCGAUUGGAGCCCAAAAGGCCAAUCUUGAUCCUGUUACGUGUCAAAUUGUCGAAGAAUUUUGUUAUCAAGAAGUUGGACAUAUCAGAGCUAUUAUAACAACGGUUGGUGGAUUCCCAAGGCCUCUGUAUGAUCUCAGUGCUGAGAAUUUUGCAAGAGUGAUUGAUGAUGCACUGGACUGCAAAUUGGACCCUCCCUUUAAUCCUUACUUGAACACAAUCAACUAUGUCCUAGCAUCCUACGUGUUACCCUAUGUAGGACUGGUAGGAUAUGUUGGCACCAUCCCAGAACUGGCCAACUACACUACUAAAAGACUCGCUGCAUCAUUACUGGGCGUGGAGGCAGGACAAGAUGCAGUGAUAAGAACACUACUAUAUGAGAAAUCUCAUGAGAAAGUAGAGCCUUAUAAUAUGACAGUUGCGGAGUUUACUAGCAAAAUAUCAUGGCUGAGGAAUGAGCUGGCGAUGUGCGGAAUCAAAGAUGAAGGUAUAAUUGUACCCAAAGAACUUGGAGCUGAGAAGAGAACUGAAAGUAAUGUAUUAUCAGCAGACAAGAAUUCACUCUCAUAUGCCCGUACACCACCUGAGAUUUUAAGGAUAGUAUAUGGAACUGGCAAGGAAAGUGAACCUGGCGGUUUUCUGCCUGAAGGUGGAAAUGGUAGGAUUGCGAAGAGUUUUCUUCUUAAAUAUUAGGAUAAUAGUUAAUCUCUUACUAUAUACUACUCCUUAAUUUUCUGUUAUAUACAUAUAUCAUAUGCUUUAUUGGUAAUUCUUGAAUCUGAAACGAUUUGUAUCUGAGUGCAAUCAUAAUAGUAAAUUUUGAGAAUCUUUAUGUGUUUCA
Messenger RNA from Ricinus communis (castor bean), 1210 nucleotides. RefSeq names its product desiccation-related protein PCC13-62. Bases 145 to 1062 code for a protein of 305 amino acids. NCBI's taxonomy places the organism in Eukaryota, Viridiplantae, Streptophyta, Magnoliopsida, Malpighiales, Euphorbiaceae. The record is from RefSeq and is a predicted model, not a curated record. The transcript has 3 exons.